Messenger RNA from Hyposmocoma kahamanoa, 2181 nucleotides. RefSeq names its product PRKR-interacting protein 1 homolog. Gene Ontology annotation, biological process: negative regulation of protein kinase activity. The record is from RefSeq and is a predicted model, not a curated record. Gene Ontology annotation, cellular component: nucleolus. The coding region runs from base 207 to 716 and encodes 169 amino acids. Lineage: Eukaryota; Metazoa; Arthropoda; Insecta; Lepidoptera; Cosmopterigidae. The transcript has 4 exons. Gene Ontology annotation, molecular function: double-stranded RNA binding; protein kinase inhibitor activity; protein kinase binding.
UUAUAAAAAAAGACUUUCCAUUAUAAUUAUAAUAAUAAUUUCCAUAGUCUGUGGUUUUGUCAGUGUAAAUCUUUUGUCAUCAAAUAUGUCCUUUACCCAAAGAGUACAUUGUAUACCUUUAUGGUUUAAAGCUUGUAUUGGAGUGUUCAAAGCCAAAAGCGUAAUAAUUUAAUUUUUCCACCCAGAAAUAUAUUUAACAAACUACAAUGAGUGAUAAAGAGUCUAAAAAUGAAGAAAAGAAGCCCAUCGUGAUAAAAAAUGCCACAGAUCUACAGAGAUUAAAGCUUGAGAAGCUUAUGAAAAACCCUGAAAAGCCAGUUAUAUUGCCUGAUCCACCGAAGCAGAAAUCGCUGGCGGCCCCUCCAGAUUUUGUCCGAAAUGUGAUGGGGUCAAGUGCCGGCGCAGGUUCAGGAGAAUUCCACGUUUACCGACAUCUCAGAAGAAAAGAGUAUGCUAGGCAGAAGUUUAUACAAGAAAAAAGUGAAAAGGAAAAACUUGAUGAUGAAUACCAUAGGAAAAUAGAAGAAAAUAGAAAAGCUGCAGAAGAACGAACUGCCAAGAAAAGAUCUAGAAGGUUGAAGAAGAAAAAGAAUGCCAGAGCAAAAGUUAAAAAGCCAAACAGCAGUCAGCAACAGACGACAUCAUCAUUAUCUGAUAGCUCCAGUGAAGAUGAAAAUAAUAAAACUGACGAAAAUGUAAACAAAGUGACGAAUUAAUAAAAAAUACAGAAAACAAAUAAUGGAAAGGAAAGUCCCGCUAAUAAUGAAAUAUUGUAAAUAACCGAAAUAUUGUAAUUGAACCCCAAAACAAACAUAAUAUGAAUGAAAAAAAGGAAAACUGUGACAAUGACAACAGUUAAUCGUGUUGAUAAUGAAACUUAAUAUUGUACAAACUUAAUGAAUGUUUUAUUUGGCAUGUAUUCAUUUAAUUACGUAACAUGCCGUAGCCUGCAAUAUGGAUGGCAUUUGUUUCAUGAAGGUAAUGGGUCUUGCCGUGUUUGCUCGUUAUUUCAGCUGUCCUUCAUUCAGACUCCCGACUCUUGUAUCCCGCUGAGGCGGAGGCUCUUGCGGUGAUGCCGGUACUGUACACAUGUCUCGGUGGACGAUCUGCGCCGUGCAAUCCUUCGCUUUAAAUCCACUUCGCCUGCAGGUCCCGAUGGUAUUCUUACAUUCCUAAUGAUGGACUGUAGGUACUAAACAAACAUGUAUGUAACCUUUCGAUCCAUAAAGGACAAUCCCCAAGUACGUGGAAGAUGUCAAAUGUAACACCUGUCCCGAACAGUGGCACUUCUAAAUAAAUCACAAACCAACACAAAGUUUUUGAGCACAUCUUAAAACUUUCACGUAAAAUUACAAGUCAGUAAUCGCUGAGAUCGCAAGUCAGUAAUCGCUCAGCAUGGAUUUCAAAUACCACCACAAACCUCAUUUCCUUUGCUGACUAUGUGGCAUCAUAUUUUAAAUGGAUACUUCAAUUUCACAAAGACGUAAGGUAGAGACGUUUGACUUAGUGGACAAUGAUAUUUUAUUGAAGAAGCUUUCCGGGAUAGGACUUGCACUUGACCUGGCUUGUUAAAGCUGUUUACUACCUAUCUUGCGACCGCAAACAAUAUGCUAAAUUGAAAAAUUAUAAAUCUGAAUCCUAUAUCACAACGUGUGAGUCAGGGUAGCAUUUUGAGACCAACACGCUUUCUUCUCAUGAUAGAUCUUCUCAAGGUUCUCAACACAGUUGUACGUUUGCUGUUUGCAGAUAACUUAAAACUAUUCCAUCUAAUUCAGUCACAGAUUUUUCGGCUCUGCAGUGCGAUAUUGACGCGGUACCUUAUGGUGUGAAGACAAUGGGUUGACAUUUAAUAUCGCUAAAUGCAAAAUAAUGUCCCAAAACACGAGAUCAGUAUUCAACUAUAGGUAUUACAAUACUUAAACGAAUAAUCUUGUCGCGAUAGCCAAGCUCAACUUUCAUAACCACAUCCAAUAAAACUCUUGGUUUUAUCAAGCGAGCAUCCUCACAGUUUCGUGAUACCUACUGGGGUGGCAUUUAUGACUCUAAAAUUGAACUUCGACACACACUACUCCGACAAUAUGUUACAUCGAUAUGAUUUUAUUCAGACAUUACCGACAAUAUGUUACUACCGACAUUACUCAGACACUACGCUACUCCGAAAAUAUGUUACAUCGACAUGAU